AUGAGUAAGGAGGACCGGAGGAGGCACCUGGCCGCCAAUAUGGCCGGGCUGGUGAAAAUGGCCGAAAUGGCCGUUGUGCUGUCCGAGGAAGGGGAGGAUCCUGUCCGCAUUGAAGCAUUGGAACAGAAGAAAGCGACCCUCACCUCGAGUUCGCGCAAAUUAAGGACUGCCCUGGAACGCUCCAAGGAGAUGUUCCGCGAACAGGCAUCGCUGCUGGCUGCCGAGAGGGAGAUGCUGAUUCUGGAGAAGGAAAACUCGGGGAAGCUAGCCGAGGAGGGAGAGCUUCUCCGUGCGGACCGGGAGCGUCUGGAGACCGACAUCGGGCGCCUAACCCAACAGAUCGAGGACCUGAAAGUCUCCAUGCUUCCUGCCGAGGACGAGCCGGAGGAUAUAACCGCUUUGAAGAGUCGAUCAGAGCUGGUCGCCCAUAUCCGGCUCCUCGAAGUAGAUUGCGUCGGCGCUAUGGAGGAGGGGUUCGACUCCGCAGUCGGCCAGCUUUCCUUGCUGAAUCCUGGUUUGAUCACUGAAGGGACGGGCUACAUGUAUCAGAUCGUGGAUGGCGCGAUCGUGCCCCCGCCCGACUCUCUUGUUGUCGACAAUGAUGGUUCCGGGGAGACUGGAUUGUAG
Vicia faba (fava bean) is the source of this 627-nucleotide messenger RNA. NCBI's taxonomy places the organism in Eukaryota, Viridiplantae, Streptophyta, Magnoliopsida, Fabales, Fabaceae. The record is from the annotation of a GenBank genome assembly.